Molecule: messenger RNA, 7387 nt
Organism: Manis javanica (Malayan pangolin)
Lineage: Eukaryota; Metazoa; Chordata; Mammalia; Pholidota; Manidae
Source: RefSeq, a predicted model, not a curated record
CCCGGCGCGGGUUUCCCUGGGUUUCCCCUGGGCCCUCCCGCGCGCCGAGCUCCUGGCUCCCUUCUCCGUCGCGCUCUACGCGGUCAUUUUCGGGCGCGCGCCUCUCCUCGUGUGGGGCAGCCCGGGGCCCGGGAGGCUCCGAAUGCACGGCGAUUGGCUGACACGUGGCUGCGCGUGCGGCCUGAGAAACUGGGCAGCGCUCAGAAUCGGCUGCUGGGUUGGUGCCGGGCUCAUCUCAGCUAAUCCAAAAGUAAAUGAGGAACUUAGAGAAAGAUUGCCAACUCCAGAUCAACAUAUUUAGAGAAAAUUGGAAAAGGAGAAGCUUACUACAGCUUUAUUUGAGGACUUUCUAAAGAACCCAGGUUCUCACUGUGAGCUUCAAGUCUUGGAGCAAAAACCAGAAACAUUGCCAGAGUAAACAAGAACAGAAGUACAAAUGGAGGACUGGUCAAAAGGGCCUAAAUGUUAACGGUGGUGAUCACUGUUAUUCCAUCCAUCUGUGAAAGGUUGGGAUACAAUCCAGGUGGGACCAGCAGAGUUCUUUUCUUGGGAAGCUCCUGCAUCUGCUGUGAGUUUGGAGAAGAGACCAUAGUCACAGGUGAAAAGACAGUGAUUUACCCAGCAUUCAACAGAUUACACAACUUGACAUUAGAUACAGUCCAUGGUUAUCUUAAACAAGAGACUACAGAGAGAAAUAAAAGUAUAUAGCCAGAUGAGCAACCGACUAUGAAUUCUAAGGGAAGCAUGCAUCAGAAAUCCAAUGAAUUAGUUAAUGAAGCCACAUAUGAGAACACAGAAUUGCCAGGGCAGAGACCAAGGAGUUUUCCUUAUCCAGGUGAUAAGACAGCUUACUGCACUACUGAAAAAUCCAACUUUAUGGAACAUAGGAAUAAUGAUUUGCAUUGUGAAUGUAUGAUUCCUUCUCAAGUUACUUCAGAUUUAAAUAAAGAGAAGACAAUAGCAUUUCUUCUUAAAGAAUUGGACAUUCUCAGAAUAAGCAAUAAAAAGCUUCAAGAAAAACUGACUAAAGAAGAUAAAGAACAGAGAAAACUAAAGCUUAAGCUGGAACUCCAAGAGAAAGCAAUAGAAGCCCAAAUUGCUGAAAAGACAUCAGGUAUAGUACAAAGUGAACACACUUGUGUAACCAGCAACCAGAUCAAGAAACCAAAUAUCACCAAUAUCUCAGAAUCUUCUUCAUCUUCCCUUAUAGUACUACCUCCAAAAGCACUGGUUGAAGAAGUGUAUUUUGCACAGAGAGAACGUGAUGAAGCUAUUAUGUCUCGACUACGAUUAGCCAAUGAGGAGCAAGAUGAAGCAAUUGCACAACCCAAGAAUAUGGAAAUGUCUCUGAAAGUGCUAGAAAAUAUUAACCCUGAAGAAAAUGACAUGACAUUGCAGGAAUUACUGAACAGAAUAAACAAUGCAGACACCGGGAUAGCUAUUCAGAAGAAUGGAGCUGUAAUUGUGGAUAGAAUCUACCAGACCAAGGAAUAUAAAAAGAGAAUAACUGCAGAAGAAAUGAAUGCAGUGAUAGAGGAACGAGAUGCUGCUUUGUCACAGUGCAAACGGCUAGAGCAGGAGCUUCAUCAUCUGAAAGAGCAGAACCAGACUUCAGCAAACAACAUGAGACAUCUGACUGCUGAAAACAAUCAAGAACGUGCUCUGAAGGCAAAGUUGUUAGCUAUGCAACAAGCCAAAGAAAUUGCAGUUCAACAGUACAAAACACUGGAAGAAGAAAUCCAGACACUUCGAGUUUACUACAGUUUACACAAAUCUUUAUCCCAAGAAGAAAAUCUGAAGGAUCAGUUUAAUCAUACCCUUAGUACCUAUGAAGAAGCUUUAAAAAACAGAGAGAACAUCGUUUCCAUCACUCAACAACAGAAUGAGGAACUGGCUGCCCAACUGCAGCGAGCUCUGACAGACCGGGCAAACGUAGAACUGGAGCUUCAGGAAGCCAUGGAGGCCUCCCACGCAGCCAAUGAGAGAGUUCGAAAGUUGGAAAGGCUCGUGGAUGUCCUGAGGAAGAAGGUUGAAACAGGGACCAUGAGGACAGUGAUCUGACAGAAAAAAACGACAGUCUGGGGAAGCAAUCACAUCUGGUGACCAGGCUGCUUCAUUCAACACUGUGUAAACACUAAAGCCUUAACUUAGCAAACAGUUGUUAGAAGUAGGACACUCCAACCACAUUCCAAGCUGAGAUAAAAUCAAAUCACAAAUGUUUAACCACUUUGCUGCUGACUUGAGUUAUUUAUCCAAAUAUAUUAACUACAGGCUUUUACCAAUGAGUAGCAAUAAAGUUGCAGGUUAUUUUGUAACUAUUUUAUAUUUCACUGUAUUUAAUAUAAAUCCUUUUACUGAGAGACCGUUAUAGAAACAGUAAAGUUGGUCUGGAUCAUAUCUUCACAUAUGGCCCUUUGUGAAUCAAAAUGCAGCAAAGCAAAUAUUCUCUAAACCUUAAUCCUUCAUAUUAGUCAAAAUUUCAGAUACGUGCAUUUUUCAAUGCAGAGUUUAUUUCUUAACGGAUGAAAGAAGCUCAGACAUAAGCAUAUAUAGUCUUCACUCAUUGCAUGCAUGUAAUCUUUGUUAGUAUUAAAGGACAUUAAGUAUAGAUACCAAGAAUUAACUAUGUAAUUUGCUUUAAUAGGAGUUUGGUACUUUAAAGUUACAUUAAUCAAGGCAUGAUUUUUGUUUCACUACAAAUAAUACAGACGUUUCAAUAAAAAGAGGGUACUAUUAAUGUGUACUUAUAAAUUCAUAUUGUCAAUGUUUUUUAAUGUUGGGUCUUAAUAAUUAACUAAGGUCUUUUUAAACUGUAGAAACUACCGUAUCCUAAUAGGCUGGGAAACUUUUGACUUGAAAAUUAGCAUGUGCCAGCAUGACUCUAAAAGGCAAGAGGCCAUCGAACAUGUUAAGUAUGAUUUUUUAUUAUAUUUAUGUAGUUUAUUAUUUGAAUUUUUGUUGUAGAGAAAAAUUCAGUAUGUAAAAAAUUAUAAUAUACAAAUACAAAGACUUGGUGAAAGUAAGCCUGCAGUAUGGUUCAAGUUACCUACUUUUUCUUUAGUGUAGAGGUUACUUAAAAUAGUAUAGCAGUCACUUCUAAUCACAUGAAACUAUGAAUAAAACUAAUAUUUAUGUAUUUGGACAUAGAAAAAGUGUCUUCAUUUUUUUUUAGAUUGAAUAGAUGAGAGGCUAGUAGAAAAUGACUAGGACAGGAACAGGGUAAAAUAGACAAGUAGCAACUGCAUUAGUGCAAAUUUUGUAGGCAAGUGAAAAAUUUUCUAAGUCCAUACAGUUUUUUAAUUCAUCUUUAAAACUGAACUGUAUUGUCUACCAUUGCCUGUUCUGGGGACCAAUACAGAAUAAUUUAGUGCACCAUUCUUUUAAACACCAUUAGAGAUUAUCUGUGUGAAUUUUUUUACUCUGCACAAAAAUGUAAGGUGUUAAUCAUAGAGUGACAAAAGAAUCAUAAUGCUGACAAACUUGAUUUCUUCCUUAUUAAAUUCAUUAAAUGAACUGGGAGUUAGAAUCCUAUCACACUGAGUUCAAAUCUAGAAUUUACUCAUGUUGCCUGCUUUUAAUUAUUUUUUUAAACCAUGUGAUAAGAAAAUAAAGAACAACAGGGAUUACAAAUAAACUAACUGGCUUUACUCCUUAGUCCUAAAGAGAAUUAUAGCCUUUCAUAGGCCAGUAACUAUAUAAAUACAGAAAUUUGAAAUAGUUUGUUCAUGCAGUCUUCUCUCUGAGCUCUAAUUGAGUGUAUUCCUGUGUGACUUCAAACAACACCUUUCAAGUCCUGCAGGUUAGUAAAGAGAAACAAUUCUUAUCACAUAAUAGUGCAUUCCUAAAUGUUUUUUUAAUAAAUCUCAGUUAAACUUGUAUUUUCAGUUUAGUCCUAAAGAACAGAUGAAACUAUCUUGAGUUAUUUUGCUUGUGGUUUUAUAAAACAAAAAGUGUAGCAUAAAGACAUUUUAUAAUUUUCAAACAUCUGUCUAUACCUACAUGAUCAGAUUAAAGCAAUCUAUUCCUUUAAUCAACAUCUAGAACUUUAUAGAAUUUGAUAUUAUAAAGUUAAGUUUACAAAACAAUUCUCACAUCUACUAUUGUUCAAUGUAGGUAAUCUCCCCAAAAUAUCCUAUCCCCUUAAAAAUGAGUUGUCUAUAAAAUUACAAAUGCUAAGUAGUACAGCCAGAUGUUAUCAUUAAUUCUUGUACUUAAAAAUGUCCACCAAAAGUGUCUCAAAUAGGUUUUUCUGUAUGAAGGAAUAACCUAUCCCACUAAUGAUCUGUUCUCUACAUAUUCAAUAAUAAUACAACUUCAGAAGUGUCCAUGCUGCCCAGAGAUGUUGCUUGGAGUUUGCAUUAAACAUCACCAAGUCUGAUUCCUAGAGUAACACAGAAUUCAUUUCCUCUUGUAAAAAUAAGUAGUUCAGAGGAAAAAUCAGAAAAGAUAAUACAAACAUAUGUAGCACUUGAUGAUUUACAAAGUCCUUUCACAUCUGUAUUUUUUAUCUAAUCCUGUCCACAACCAUAUAAGAAUAACAAUAAUUAUAAAUUAUAUAUAUCAACCACAUAAUGAUAAUAAUUUAAUUAUCAUUAUUUUAAUUACAUUUUACAAAUGAGGAAAUAGACACACAGAGGCUAAGAAUUUGCCAAGGACUAGCUGGGACUAGCAACUGAGAUCUUAUGACUAAACUCCUAUAGGUCUCCAAAUCUUUCUAUAAGAAAAAGUAUUAAAAAUUAAAGAUUUUAACUCUUGCAAUUUGUUAUUAUUGUGCCAUUUCUUUUGUACACACAUGUAUGGAUUAUCUAAUAAUCAAAAAUACCCAAAUUUAUUUCAGUGAAGUGCAAUCUAAACUACAUGUGUAAAUAGCAUCAUAUUAUUAUUUCAUCUAUAUAGUGUUACAGUAGCAGCAUGCUUUGCCUUAGCCUUCACUAAUUAGAAAUAUUGUCACAAUUCCUUGUUAAUAAAAUAUAACCUUGGUUGUACUGUACUGUUUUAAUUAGGCCUGAUGCUAAAACUUGAUACUAUAGUUUUAUCAAAUGUUAGUCUAAAAUUCAAGGCUCACUCUACCUCCUUUAGCAACUGUUGGAGAUAAAACCAAUUAUAAGCAAGGCAAUUGGUUAUAAGCAAGGUAUAAGCAGUUACAGCAAAGUUAUUAGUUAAUUACUAAUAUAUAAAAAUGCUUAACUCUACUUUUACACAUAAGCCAGUAUGUUAAAAUUAUUUAAAAUAUUUUUUUUCGAUGAGAAAGUUGAUCCUUUGUGUAUUUCCUUAUUCAAGUAAACUGAAGAAUUUUAUCAGGUCACUUACCAGUAGAAUUAGUUCAUUUCACACAAAGUUAAAAUAUUAAAAUGUUUUAGUUUUAAUAUUAGAUAUAUUUAUGUAGAAAAACAUUUAUAUAUGUAGUAUUUUUAAAGAUCAUAGUUAUUUUUAAAGUUUCUGUUUUCAAAUAUUCAUUAUUAAUGAGAUUAUAGUGAUAAAAUAGCCAUGGCUUACACUUUUUUGUCUUCUCUGGUUUGUAUGGCGCCCAGAUUAUUCACAAGACAUUACUGCAUUAAUAACUAUUAUUUACAACUAACCUAUCAUACAUGCACACAUAGAUGUAUACACACAGACACAUACAAACAAAUGCAUUUGCCUUUUUAAAAAGUUGAUUUAUAAAUCAACUCUUAGGCUCCAGUGAGUUCAGUAUUUUAUUCAUGUUUUAUUAGAAAUACACAUGGUUUCAAGGCUUUUAAACAAAUACAUGGAAUGGUUGAAAGAUUUAUAUUGCUUGUGCUUAGCUAAAUAUGUCAUCUCUAGAAAAGAUGUGGUUUAUUUUGGCACUGUUUUAAAAAACUCAAAUAUUUUAAACAUUUGUUAAGUUAGAGCUUGCACAUUUGAACUAGUAGCAUACAUUCCAGAAAAGCAUCUCAAGUUACCAAACUUUUUGUAAUCCUUUUACUAGAAUAACUUUUUUGAAAAGGCUUUCUUUUCUUUUUUAUUAUGUACUUUAAGUUGAGUUAAAUUUAUGAAGGUUGAAGUUGCUAUUUUUUAAUGUAGGAUUUCAUAAAUGAAAUUUGACAAUGAAAAAUGUGUUUUUGGAAAUCAUUAAAAUGCUGUAUACUAAUGACAUUUCUUUGCAGAAAUCUUAAUAUACUUCCUUUUGGUUGUAUUGUUUUCUAAAUAUAAUUUUGGCACAUGCUAGUACUUUGAAAGCCACCAGUUUCUUGACCAGCUAAUUAUUAACAAAAAUGCAUUUUAAUGCACAAACUCAAAUAUCUACAAAAUAUAUAUUUACUUUUUAUUCACUUAUAAUCCCCUAUUGAAAAUCCUAUACAUUUCAAUCUAAUUCUUAUACAUUGAUCUUAAUCAAAUUUGUAAGUGUCCAAUCCUGAUGUACUGGAUGUACCUAUAAAAUAUAUUGCAUUUAGAAAACAGAUUAAGUUCACCAUCAAACUGUGUCUGACUUCCUUAACAAGCUUAAUAAAGAUACAAGUCAGUAUAUCAACAAAUUUAUUAAGUACCUUUGGAACCUUUCAAAACUAUUAAGAUAUAAAAUAAAAUUACAGUAAUAGAAUUUUAAAAGGAAACAUUAUCCUUGGUAAAUAUAUUUAGAAAGAAUCUAAGGCAGGAGACUUAAUUCUCAUAAUUAAAAAAUAAUGAACUGAUUCAUAUCUACUACAACACUUCUCUACUAAUUUAGGAAUUUGUAUGUGAAAUUUUGCUGUAGCCAGUAGCUGGAAUCUAAAGACACUGCUUCUCUUAUGUUUGGUUAUUCAGUCAAGAUAAGGUAAAUAUAAACAGACUAUGUAACAUUCUAUCACCUGUAGUGAACUUAGAACUUAAGGUACCUGGCUAUAAAAAAAGACCAGGGUGGAUGGGCAGUAGGAAUCUUUGGGGCAAAGAUUCUAUAAACUGGUAAUAUAUAAACUGUUGUAUUACUUUGUGCAAAAAUUUUGUCUCACCAUCUAUGGCCUUUGUGAUAUUGUCAUGCAUUUUACUUUUAUAUAUGUAUACCACAAUAGUAACAUUGGUAUUCUGCUUUAAACAAUCAAGUGUUUUUAAGGAGAUUUAAAAAAUAAGAACAGCAACCUAUUUAUCCACAUAUUUACCAUUUCCAAUGUACACCAUUUUCUUUGUGUGGAUCCAAGUUUCCACCUGUUACCAUUUUCCUUCUUCCUGAAAUAUUUAUCAUUUAUACUAAUGCAGGGUUGUGGGUAAUGAAUUCUUUCAACUUUUGUACCUCUAAAAAUGUCUCUCUUCUUUUUUUUUUUUCUUUGCUUAAUUUUGUGAAAAGAGUUUCGUGCUGGAUGUAGAAUUUUAGGCUUUUUCCUCCCAGUAUUUUCAAGGUGUUGCUCUAUCAUUUCUGGCUUGCUUUGUUCCUGCUGUCAUACUUAAUUUUUGC